AUGAAAAACCUUAUACCUCAUGAGGCGCCGCUGGUGCUGUAUCAUAGGGAAGAGGAAAUUUUUUUGUUAUUCCAAUUAAUGACCUAUCGAAAAAAAAUAAAGAAUUUACAGAAAAUCAUAACUCUCUCUUCUUCUCCCACUAUUCUCCUUCUCUUCUCUCUAAAUCGUGGUGCCUUCCUCCGUCACAAUCCGCCUCCGAUCGACCCUCAACCUUUGCAAGUUCGCACGUCAUCUCCUCGCGGAUAUCACCUCUGUGCUUCUGUCUCAAGUGAUUUAAAUCUAACUCAAGCCAACACAACAGCAAACCAAAGAAUACAUUCAGAGAAUAAAAUCUUCGAAGCUUACCUGUCGGACUUUGUCCGACGCGUCUUCGACGGCGGCGACGAGAAACUAGAAACCAGAGGUGUAGGAAAUGUUUCAGGUUGCUGCUAG
Molecule: messenger RNA, 432 nt
Organism: Vicia faba (fava bean)
Lineage: Eukaryota; Viridiplantae; Streptophyta; Magnoliopsida; Fabales; Fabaceae
Source: the annotation of a GenBank genome assembly